CUCGCCGCAAAAACCAUGAUCGCCUUAUUUCGAAUUGGCAUCAUUUUAUCUGCCUAUAUUUCAGGCGUCUAUCUACAAAACCUCUGUUCAUCGUACUUCACUUUUUCACACUGGACGCAAAAACAGUCGCUGAAAGACACAAUAAAAACUGCUGAGUUCAUCUCUGCAACUUCGAUAGCUUGCGCAUUAAGAUGCAACACGAGAAGCCACUGCGAUAAGGCGACCUUUGACAGAGACACUAAGAGAUGCUCUCUUUAUCAAAACAAGGGAAAAGAUUCCACUGAUAUCCAUGCCAGCGACGUAGAUCCAAAGUUAAGAAUUGUGACCCUGAGAAAGGUUCCGAUUCUUCCAGUGAGCGAAGAUCUGGAAGGAAGCUGUCCUUAUGGUAUUGACAACAAUGAUGAUAACCGUGGUUCCGUCUCUUCAACGAUAACAGACGAUCAAACAACGAUGAGGGCUUCGUGUAGCGAUAUCUUACAACAAAAUAGCUCAAGCCCAAGUGGUUUUUACAACAUAACAACUGGUGGAGAUACGUGGAAAACAUAUUGCAAAAUGGGAAGAAUUCCUGGAUGUGGAGAAGGAGGCUGGACACUAGUAAUGCGAAUCAAUGGAUCAAAGAAGACCUUUGCCUAUGAUUCCCCUCAGUGGGCCACAAGAUCUCCUUAUCAAACUGUUGACAAAUUGGUAGAAGCCAAACUUCCUGGGUACUGGCUUAGCUCUUUCAGCAGAAUAUGUGUCACCAUGAAAUUUUCAUCCCUGGAUAAAAAGGUCAGCCUGUUGUUAAACCAUACCGACAGCUCACUUCACGCAGCUUUAAACGGGGGAACGACCAAGAACUGGAGAGGAGAACUGUCCAACAUGACACAACCUCCCUGGAUCUCACCCAGUAUAAAUACCAGCUGUUUGGAGCAGGGCUUCAGCCUGUCUUCUAAGCUACCAUUAACGAAAGUCAAAACACAAGUUGGAAUACAGACCCAGACACAAAUCUGUUCCUUUCCAUAUUUGGUACGAGGUUUUGGUUUUGGAUAUCAGCACCCCAAUCUGAUAAAUACUAAGAUUAGUUGCGGAGAUAUUAUUAGCCCUACACCUAAUAUACAGACUUAUGCAGCUUUCUGUAGAAUCUACGUUCAGUAGUGAUGUAAAGUAAAGCGUUUUUCGAUUGCGUAUUGUAAAACCAAAAUCAGUGUAGAUUCACUACUACGAUUCGGAACAAAUGUAAAUAUUACAGGGAGUUGAUUAGAACUCAAACUGCAGGUGUUCAGUUUUGAAAAACGUGAGUGACCAACUCAUGACAGGUUUUAGUUUUGCAAUCUGAUUGAUUGAGAUGAUGG
Molecule: messenger RNA, 1331 nt
Organism: Pocillopora verrucosa
Lineage: Eukaryota; Metazoa; Cnidaria; Anthozoa; Scleractinia; Pocilloporidae
Source: RefSeq, a predicted model, not a curated record